Brassica oleracea var. oleracea is the source of this 828-nucleotide messenger RNA. RefSeq lists its product as uncharacterized. The transcript is spliced from 2 exons. Bases 1 to 828 code for a protein of 275 amino acids. The record is from RefSeq and is a predicted model, not a curated record. Lineage: Eukaryota; Viridiplantae; Streptophyta; Magnoliopsida; Brassicales; Brassicaceae.
AUGCAAGAGCAAUUUCUGGACAUUAAAGGAAAAACAGUCUCACUCUCACUCAGUCAAGAAACUUCUAAGAGUAAGAGAACUGGCUUACAGAUGGAUCAAUGUGGAGGUACAAGACCAAACUCAAUGAUCUCUGACCUCUGCAAUGAUGGAGUAUGGUCCUUGCCUUCGCCGCGGUCUGAGGAUCAAUUGGCUCUCCACGCUUACCUAACAACAGUAACUCUCACAGACUCAGAGGAAACAGUGGUUUGGUCACCGCUUGGAAAGGUUACAGACCGCUACUCAACAUGUAUGAUUUACAAACUUAUAAGAGAUCACAAGCCUGUGGUUCCUUGGUCUCAUGCUGUUUGGAUAGCUAGGGGUAUUCCCAAACACAACUUCCUCACUUGGCUGGUCAAUCUCAACCGCUGCCCUACGAAAGACCGAAUGAUUAACUGGGGACUCCAAACUAAUCCAACGUGUGUGCUCUGCAACUCCUUUCUAGAAACGAGAGAUCACUUGUUCUUCGACUGUAACUUCUCCUACUUUGUUUGGAACCCACUGGCAAGGAAGGCUAGAGUACCUGCGAUUAGACCUUGGGACCAAUCAAUCUCCUACAUGCAGUCACUCUCUUCACCGAAGCACCUGCGUUUGCUAUCACUCUUGGCUUGGCAAGCUGCAAUCUACACGCUAUGGACGGAGAGAAACUCAAGAAUUCACAAAAACGAAUUUCGUAGCGCUGAUUCACUCAGCACCUCCACUAUCGCUCUCAUCAAAAACCGGAUCUCCUCCUUUCGGUACUCCUCCCCGGCUCUCUCCUCCGCGAUGAUGCAGAUAUGGCUCGACGACUAA